This is a messenger RNA of Zymoseptoria tritici IPO323, 2464 nucleotides long. RefSeq lists its product as uncharacterized. The record is from RefSeq and is a predicted model, not a curated record. The transcript is spliced from 5 exons. The coding region runs from base 411 to 2390 and encodes 659 amino acids. NCBI's taxonomy places the organism in Eukaryota, Fungi, Ascomycota, Dothideomycetes, Mycosphaerellales, Mycosphaerellaceae.
GCCUGCAGCACAGCGUCCGCAUGGGGCACACUUGACCAGUCACGGACAAUUCGUCUGUCAUCUCUCCUCGCGCUUUGCGUAUGCCUUUCCGGGCGGUGUAGAUUGAGUCUGAUCAGGAGAGUAUUUCUGCGCAUGCCACCGUCGUGAUACGUGCCUAUCCAGGCGGGACUCAAAUACUAUCCACACGCUUCCAGGCGCUCUGCGACCGGGAAGACAAACAGAGACAAGACCGCGCGCGACUCAACUGAGUCUUCGAAGGCCAUCCAUUUGCAUUUGCCGGAGUUUUGCUGCGGAGCGCUUCCUCGCGGCCAUCUGCCGUCUUUCUUUUCUUUUAGAGGACCCGGGUUCAGAAGCUCUGUCCUUUUCCUUGUCCCUUUUGCAGCUCUUAUCGCCUUCGUGUGUUUUGCAGCAUGACGAACGUCACAGCCGCGCCCUCCCGGGCGUCAUCAAUAGCACGAAGUGCGCGUGCGCCCAGUGCAGCCCGUACAAUAACAAAACGCCGCGACAAACCGUACAAGACGGAGACACAGCGGGUUAUGGCGAGGAAGAAGAGAUUGAAGCUUGCCGAUACCUUUCAAGAAGCCCCGCCAGGAUUCCAAUACUUAGCCGUCGGUACUCCGGACCUCGCCGAGCGGUGCAAAGAGCUUUCUCGCCUUCGUGGAUUUCCGGUCACCAUUGUUCAUGGACGGCCGAGAAAUUCAGCCUCCACAAGGUUUGACAAGGUGUCGGGUCAUAUACACAGGAUCGGUUACCAUUUUCAGCAAGACGUGCUCCGCACUGCCGCUCAGGAACUCGGAUACGUCUUCCACGGCUACGAUGGAACCUGUGUCAAGGCUGCGGACGUUCAAGCUCAGAACGAGGAAAGCGCCAUGGCCAAGCUCUUGAAGAAGCACGGAAUUGCGCUCAAUAAGGGACCCGAACGUGAAAGCCGUGAGCAGAUCCAGGCUGCAGUUCGGGAAUUAUUCCCCAAAAUACCCCAGGAGGAUCUUGAAUUUAUUUACGACCAUGCGUGGGAGCGAAACACUAACCGUGUUGGGACCCGGCUCGAUCUGCCGCUGUCAUCCCGCGUACAGCUUGCAGUCGGAUCGCGAGUGCGUCACACCUACACUGACUACGAUAAGCUGCUCAAAGUGUUCGGCGACUGGCAGGGCGUCCGGGCAAUGGUCGAGCCUUACUGCGUCAAGAAGCUGAUCGAGUGGAGGGGCGAGCUUGAAGACGGUGAUGAGUUUGAAGAGAUUGUCCGCGAGACCAUUAUCAUCGAUGACGAGGACGAGGACGGGGGCGCAGCUGUUGACGUCGAUGAUGACUCGGCUGAUAGUGACACCAGCAUCGAGAUUGUUCACCGGCCUGCAGCUGCUGAAGACAUUGGCGCAGAAAGCCACGACGAGCAGUCGAGGCAUUUCUUGCAGCGAUACCUACCGAAACCCUCUGGACGGCUUUUACCACCCAACCAGCAAUCACGUGUCGAUGUCCGGCAAAAGAUCGACCUGGCCAGAUCUCAGAUGCAGAUCCCUCACAGACCCAAUGCCGCACCCGAGCCUCGCGUGGUUCAAGUGACCUUACCUCCUGGUCAGGAAUCUGUCAUCAUCGGUGGCGAGCGAUAUCAGCGGCAGGCAAGACCAGCACCUGACAUCUGGCCCUCGAUCGAACAAGCCAGCGGCAGUCGAAGAAGCAGUGGAGACGCUUUCACAGUUCGCACUAACGAUGAGCACCGCAAUGCGUACAUCCACGGUCGUUCCAUCACAUCAGAAGACGAAAACCGUGGUAAGCGCCGCAAAAUGGAACAGGAUGCCACGAUGAUGACGCUGCCCACCACUACCUGGACACCGCCUGGCCAGCAACAAAUUCAAAGCCAGUCCGGUCAGUUCUUCGCUCCAGCCCGGGCAGGUCCAACAACAGAUUUUGGUCGAGACUCGCCGCAUUGGGAUCAUGGUUAUCGCCCGGGCGACAGCUACCAUACCCAGCCAAACAUGGCACGCGAGAAGUUCUUCCCAGUACAUCCGGUCCAGCAGAGCAUCGAACAAGGAAGCACAUCCGUCACGACAACCCCUCCGCGUUUGCAACAUCCAGCGCGUCACAACCUCGUCCAUGCACAAGUUGCACCUAUUCAGUAUGCUCCAAGCUCGUCCCUCGUUCGAAACAACAUGCCUGGCCGCUUCGAGGGCUUUCCCGGCGAGCCAUUUCGCCAAAUCGUCGUGGUCGACGACUCUCCUUCAAGGAGAACCACGCUGCCUCGACCCGUCCACGGUGCGCCUGCGCCUGUGCAGCAGCUCCAGAGGUAUGGAGCAUAUCAGGCAGUUGUUUCAGGUCCGCCAUCGUGGUCUACCGGGGCGCCUCCGCCUCCGCCUCCACAAUACCAAUACCAGUACCAGUACCAGUACCCUCGAUGAGAGGAAGCGCAUCUCGCAUGUCACGAGUUCGAACAUCUGUACGCUGAAUCGCCACGACGGUGCGAAGCGAUGAC